AGCGUACACCAUGUACAAGACUCACAUUUUGGCGUAGACUCUGCUGCGGCACAACCAAACAUCUUUAUCAACCCAACCGGUGUCCAGGAGGAACGGCGUGUUCCUCGAUGAGCUGGGUAGUCUUGGACUUGUCGCAGGUCACUGGCAGCAGAGAACUGGAAGGAAAGGAGGCCAAAGGAGGUGUUGGCUUUGGGGAUGACCAGUGAGAUAUACGAGGCGACUGUAGUGACUGCUGGACGCCUGUAGUGACUAGCAUUAUGGGAUGUGGCACCUCCGUCACCACCGACAACAAGGGGAGGAGACUGACGACAGACCAGAUGGCCAAGAAAACUCCCAGCCCUGCACUGGCUAUGAAGGCAGCCAUCCUGAUCCAGCGUUGGUACAGACGUUACAUCGCCAGGUUAGAGAUGAGACAGCGAUACACCUGGAACAUCUUCCAGUCUAUAGAGUAUGCUGGGGAGCAGGACCAGCUACAGCUCUCCAGUUUCUUCAGUUUCAUGCUGGACAACUUCACUCAACUCAACGGGAAUGGCCCAGAUCUGAUCUCCCACCUGCUGGACCCAGUGGUUGACCCGUGGUCAGACAGAGAGAGACAGACCAUGUUUGAACAGAUCACUGUUCCUGAGUCCUACAGCGGUCCUCACCUCACCUUCCCCCUCACCGUCUCUCACACCAACGCCCUGCUCUCUGCAUUCAAAGAGCAACAGCCUCUCCACGGCAGAUACAUGCUGCAGUUGUUACACCAGACUAAGAAGCUCCUGAAACAGAUGCCAAACGUCAUUCACCUGUCCACACCCUACGCCAAGGAGAUCACAAUAUGUGGAGAUUUACAUGGCCGUCUUGAUGACUUGCUGCUCAUAUUCUACAAGAACGGCCUCCCCUCGGCAGAGACCCCGUAUGUGUUCAACGGGGACUUCGUGGACCGAGGGAAGAAGUCUGUGGAGGUCAUCAUCCUGCUGUUUGCCUACCAGCUCCUCUACCCAGACCACAUGACCCUGAACAGAGGCAACCACGAGGACCACAUCAUGAACCUCCGAUAUGGAUUCACUAAAGAAGUUAUGCAGAAGUACAAGACACAUGGCAGGGACAUCCUACUGCUGGUCCAGGAUGUGUUCAGCCUCCUCCCCAUAGCAACAGUCAUCGAUAACAAGGUGCUCAUCGUCCAUGGAGGAAUAUCAGACAUGACGGACCUGUAUUUACUCAGCUCUAUAGAGAGACACAAGGUGAAAUCUGCCCUGAGGCUUCCUAGGAGGAGUCUGAACCAUCUGGAGGUGACUAGGAGCAGUAGACAGGGCCAGCCAGAGAGCCCCCGGUGUAGGAGCAGGGGCCAGCCAGAGAGCCCCCGGUGUAGGAGCAGGGGCCAGCCAGAGAGCCCCAGGUGUAGGAGCAGGGGCCAGCCAGAGAGACCCAGGUGUAGGAGCAGGGGCCAGCCAGAGAGCCCCAGGUGUAGGAGCAGGGGUCAGGACCAUGGCAACACCCCCAAGAAGAGACGUCACCUCACCAGACAGGGCAGCUCCUCCUCUUCCUCCUCAUCCUCACUCUGCUCCCCCCGGGGGUCGUCCCGCCUCACUCUGUGCCGCUGCCUUUCUCCCAGCAUGCUGAGCCCCACCGACAACCUCCAGGUGCCCUUCCUGGACUCCUUCACCGCCCUCCCCGUCCGUCAGCCGCCCAGGGAGGAGUUGGAGUGGAAACAGGUAGUAGAUUUGCUGUGGAGCGACCCGAAGAGCCAGCCAGGCUGCAGUCCCAACACCUUCAGGGGAGGAGGCAGUUACUUCGGGCCAGACGUGACCAGACGCCUGCUGGAGAGACACGGCAUGACUCUGCUGAUCAGAUCACAUGAGUGUAAACAGGAGGGCUACGAAGUCUGCCACGACGGACAGGUGAUCACCAUUUUCUCUGCGUCUAACUACUAUGAGGAGGGUAGUAACCGUGGAGCCUACAUUAAACUGGGCAGAGAGCUGGUCCCUCGCUUCUUCCAGUACCAGGUCAGCAGGAAUACCAGGAAACUCACCCUGACUCAGAGGGUGAAUGUGGCAGAGGGUUCGGCUGUAAGGGCUGUACAGGAGAAGCUGUUUUCUCACCGCUCAGAACUCAUGGCUGCCUUUCAGCAGUAUGACACAAGUAACAGUGGCUGUAUCUCUGUAAGUGAGUGGGCCCUGGUGGUGGAGUCAGUCGUGAGACUGGACCUGCCCUGGAGGACUCUGCGCCCGCGCCUGGCACGGCUGGCACCAGAUGGCAGCAUCGACUACCAGUCCUGCUUCGAGGACAUGGGCCCGGGACAACCCAUACCCCAGGUCACUCCAAACUUGGCUGAAACUCUUUACAGAUAUCGAACAGACCUUGAGAUUAUCUUCAACAUCAUGGACAAAGACCACUCUGGUCAGAUAUCCAUCGAGGAGUUCCGUCAGACCUGGCAUCUGUUUAGUGCUCACCUAGGUGUGGAGGUGGAUGACCGGGCCAUAGAUGAACUGGCUAAGAGUAUAGACUUCAACAAGGACGGUAGCAUCGACUUCAACGAGUUCCUAGAGGCCUUCAGGGUGGUGCACAAACUGGAUGUUAAGGACCAACAGCAGGGCUGAGAGAAACCUUGUUGUAGAGCUGUAGCUCACAUUAGCUACCCGGGCAAUGACUUGGCUUUAGCUCAGUGAGCCAACACUGGCAGCAGGGCUGAGAGAACUACAAAGACCAGCAGCUAGGUUGAUAGAACUACAAAGACCAGCGGCUAGGCUGAGAGAACUACAAAGACCAGCAGCUAGGUUGAGAGAAUUACCAAGACCAGCGGCUAGGCUGAGAGAACUACAAAGACCAGCAGCUAGGCUGAGAGAACUACAAAGACCAGCAGCUAGGCUGAGAGAACUACAAAGACCAGCAGCUAGGCUGAGAGAACUACAAAGACCAGCAGCUAGGUUGAGAGAAUUACAAAGACCAGCGGCUAGGCUGAGAGAACUACAAAGACCAGCAGCUAGGCUGAGAGAACUACAAAGACCAGCAGCUAGGUUGAGAGAAUUACAAAGACCAGCGGCUAGGCUGAGAGAACUACAAAGACCAGCGGCUAGGCUGAGAGAACUACAAAGACCAGAAGCUAGGCUGAGAGAACUACAAAGACCAGCAGCUAGGCUGAUAGAACUACAAAGACCAGCAGCUAUGCUGAGAGAGUACUACAAAAACCAGCAGCAGGCUUGAGGGGAGCCAUGCUUUAGCUUGGCUUUAGCUCUGCAGGUUUUAACAGUCUUGUGGUCAACCAUACACUCAGUGUAGCACAUGCAGUUGCAUGAGUCAGGAAUAUAUCUAGGAGAUGUGGUCACCCUUCUCCCUGUGGUGUAGAACAUGUCUCAGAUGAGAACACACUACUCUCACUAGCUACUGAUAUGGAGGUGGACCAACACACGUGAGGUUUCUACAGACAACGCAGACAAGAGCUCCCCGCGGCAUGUCCUAGCUCUGCUCUGCAGACCAACAGCACUUUGCCCCAUCUUUUCUAGGUCUGAGACAGGGCUGUAACUCUGAGACCAGACUGCUACAUCGUCUCUUCAGGGUCAAAGGUCCAAUGCAGAUGUUUUAAUUUUUUAAAAUCUCAAUAUUAAAUAAUUUCUGGGUAAGUACCUUACUGUGAUUGUUUUUCAUUAAAAUGGUCAAAAAGAAACUAAAAUAGCUUCUUUUAGCAAAGAGCUAUUUCUCAAGCAAGAAUUUAGCUAUGACUGUCUGGGAGUGGUCUGGAAAACUGAAAAUGAUCUGUUAUUGGCAGAGAGGUUUCGACGUCUUUCUUAUUGGUCUAUUAACUCAAUUACUUCCUGGUGAUGUCACCAGGCAGGUCAAAACCAUCCAACCAGAACAGGCUGAAAUGUAUUUUUAAACACCUCUUACACUUAAAAGGUCAUUAUCGUAAUUCUCUAAAUUUGACAGUAUUAUUCCAACCUCAUAAAAGGCAGCGUGUAAAGUAAAUUAUCUGUUAUUGGCAGAGAGGUUUCGACGUCUUUCUUAUUGGUCUAUUAACUCAUUUACUUCCUGGUGUAAAGUGUUGGUCCCAUGAUUCAUGAAGCUGAAAUAAACAAUCCCACAAAUGUU
This is a messenger RNA of Oncorhynchus mykiss (rainbow trout), 4065 nucleotides long. It is a transcript of the gene ppef1, whose product is annotated as protein phosphatase, EF-hand calcium binding domain 1. Gene Ontology annotation, biological process: detection of stimulus involved in sensory perception. Lineage: Eukaryota; Metazoa; Chordata; Actinopteri; Salmoniformes; Salmonidae. The record is from RefSeq and is a predicted model, not a curated record. Gene Ontology annotation, molecular function: phosphoprotein phosphatase activity; calcium ion binding; manganese ion binding.